AUGCGCUACAAGGGUUCCAAGGCCGCAGAGCGCGAGCUAAGAAGCAUUUUGAACUCAUCAGAAAACGGAAACAAAUGCGGUGAGUGUGGGAGCACAUACCCAACGUGGUGUUCGAUAAACUUGGGUGUUUUCCUGUGUGGACGGUGUGCGUCCGUUCACCGAAAGAUACUAGGACACCGCGACGAUAAUGUUUACUCUGACGUCAGGUCCUUGACGAUGGACCGAUGGUCCACGUCGGACCUGGAUGACAUCUCAGAAAGCGGGGGAAAUAGGCGAAACAAAGCUGUGUGGAACCCCCAAGGCGUGCCAUUCCCCUUUGACGGUGACGAAGACAAGGGCGCAGUGGAGAGCUACAUAAGGGAGAAGUACGUGCUGCAAAAGUUUAGAAACGACCGCGACAGGCCUGUGAACUUCGAUUCACGGACGUCGAGAUCCUCUUCGAGGCCCACAACCUCGCGCGGUGGCUCUAGCAGGGGCUCGUUUAGCGAACGGCCAUCAACCAGUUCCAGCGCCCCAGUCGCCAGCAACCCGCCCCUUCCAAGACGGCCUGUGACGAAUGUAGGACCCCGGCCCGCUAUUUUCGACGGCUCCGAUAGCGCAAUGAGCGUCCCUGCAGCGGGACUGCCCGCGCAGCCCGCGGUCUUCGAUGGUUUCGUGCAGCAGUAUGUGGACCCUGCCACUGGCAUGGUUUAUGUCGACCAACGGCAGUACGGGAUGGCUCUGCAGCAGCAGCAGCAGCAGGAACAGCAGGCUCUACAACAGCAGCAACAACAGCAGCUUCUUCUGCAGCAGCAACAGCAGCAACUUCUGCAACACCAACAAUUUCAGGCGCAAGCCCAAAAGAACCAGCUUCUUUCCCUGUACCAACGGCCGGACCUGUACACAAGUGCUGUGGAGAUAUCGCCGUCUCACCCACAGUAUCAAGAGCUAAUGCAGAUGCAACAGUUACAACUUCAACAACAACAACAACUACAACAGCAGCAGUUGCAAAUGCAGCAGCAACAACCACAGCAGACAUUUGCACAGGGUCAGCCUGGAUUCUACUACUCUAUGUGA
Molecule: messenger RNA, 1056 nt
Organism: Lachancea thermotolerans CBS 6340
Lineage: Eukaryota; Fungi; Ascomycota; Saccharomycetes; Saccharomycetales; Saccharomycetaceae
Gene: GTS1
Product: Gts1p
Exons: 1
Coding region: 1-1056 (351 amino acids)
Biological process (GO): intra-Golgi vesicle-mediated transport; endocytosis; endoplasmic reticulum to Golgi vesicle-mediated transport
Cellular component (GO): Golgi apparatus
Molecular function (GO): GTPase activator activity
Source: RefSeq, a predicted model, not a curated record